Arachis stenosperma is the source of this 2224-nucleotide messenger RNA. Its product is annotated as O-fucosyltransferase 15-like. The transcript has 10 exons. The record is from RefSeq and is a predicted model, not a curated record. Bases 194 to 2047 code for a protein of 617 amino acids. NCBI's taxonomy places the organism in Eukaryota, Viridiplantae, Streptophyta, Magnoliopsida, Fabales, Fabaceae.
AAUUCAAUUUCACGAAACCAAGUAGAAAUUCUAUGCUCUUAGCUCAUUCAUUUUACUUUAACAUAAGAACCCCAACUUGGCGCCACGGCUGUUAUCACGGUUAUUAUUCAAUCCUACUUUCUUCCUUCGAAACAAUUCAUUCAGAUUUUUUUGUCUCCACACUUACGGAUCUGAUCUCACCCGAACCCGAAUCAUGGUGUCCGCAUCCGACGGCUUUCCAGUUCCAGAUCGGUGCGGACCCAUCGCCACCCGUUCCGCCUCCUUCAACGGUCUUUAUUCCUCCUCAUGCCCCCCUACCCCCCGGAGCCGCCAAUCGUCGCCAGUUCACUCGUCGAGGGUGGGCCCCAGUCACCCCUUCAGCUCCCGCAGAAGCAGAUCCCAAUUUCCAUGGUACCGACGGAAACGCCUCAAAGUAGUUAUGGCACUUGUUGCUUUGCUAGGUUCCUUAUUCCUUGUGAACUGGAUUAUGCUCGCAAGGCUUCAACAUGACGCACCAAAUCCUCCUGUUUCUAAAUCUGCUGCCAAGUUAUCCAUCCGUUCCUCUGUUUCCCUUUCAGUUUCGGUUCAGGGUAAAGGGAACAAGUCUGGAAAAGGGAAAAAACCACACAAGGGAUAUCAAAGGAUGCUGGCUUUGGCUGCCCAUGCCUUGGCAGAGGAUAAACGAGAACCAAAGGAUUUGUGGCAGGAACCUUUGGCUCCUGCAUCUACUUGGAGACCUUGUUCUGAUCUGCGUAAUUGGGAACCUAAUGAAGGAAAGAAUGGAUACAUUUUGGUUACUGCAAAUGGUGGGAACAAUCAACAGCGAGUUGCUGUUUGCAAUGCUGUUGUUGUGGCACGAUUACUAAAUUCAACUUUGGUCAUUCCCAAAUUUAUGUACAGUAGUGUAUGGAGAGAUGUGAGUCAAUUCAGCGAUAUCUAUCAGGAGGAGCAUUUUAUUAACUACUUGACUCCUGAUAUUCGGAUAGUGCAUGAACUUCCCAAGGAACUACAGUCUUUGGACUUGGAGGCAAUUGGUAGUGUUGUGACAGAUGUUGACAUGGUAAAGGAGGCAAAGCCUAGCUUUUACUUGAAAAACAUCCUACCUAUUAUACUUAAAAAUCAAGUUGUUCACUUUGUUGGAUUUGGGAAUCGCCUUGCAUUUGACCCAAUACCAUUUGAACUUCAGAGACUUCGUUGCAGAUGUAACUUUCAUGCGCUGCAAUUUGUUCCCAGAAUACAAGAAACUGGUGCUUUGCUUCUUAAAAGAUUACGCAAACAUGAAGGUCUUAUUGGACCAUUGGACCGUUAUCUUCUUGGUCCAUUUGCAGAAUCAGUUGAGGAAAAUGGAAAUAAUGUCAAGAAAGCAUCAAAAUACCUAGCUAUACAUCUCAGAUUUGAAAUUGACAUGGUUUCCCAUUCUUUAUGUGAAUUUGGGGGAGGUGAAGAAGAGAGGAAAGAAUUGGAUGCAUAUCGUGAAAUUCAUUUCCCUGCAUUGGCACAGUUGAAGAGGACUACAAAAUUGCCUUCUCCCUCAGAGCUCAGGGCCGAAGGCCUAUGUCCUUUGACACCGGAAGAAGCAGUCCUUAUGCUUGCUGGUCUUGGUUUCAACCGCAAGACACAUGUAUUUGUAGCUGGAUCUAAUUUAUAUGGAGGUCGCUCACGGUUGGUUGCUUUGACCAGCUUGUACCCUAAAUUAGUCACUAAGGAGAACUUGCUUUCUGCUGCCGAACUUGAACCCUUUGCAAAUUAUUCAUCUCAGUUAGCAGCACUGGACUUCAUAGGAUGCACUGCUUCUGAUGCAUUUGCCAUGACCGAUUCGGGUAGUCAGUUGUCAUCUUUGGUGUCCGGGUAUCGAAUAUAUUAUGGAGGAGGAAGAAUGCCAACAAUACGUCCUAAUAAGCGCAGGCUUGCUAGUAUAUUCAUGAAGAACUCUACCAUAGAAUGGCGAGUGUUUGAACAGAGAGUGAGGAAAGCAAUUAGACAAACUAAGCAUGUACAGACAAGGCCCAAGGCUAGAAGUGUUUACAGAUAUCCUAGGUGUAAAGAAUGUAUGUGCAGGACAGAUUGAUUCAUUUGUUUUAGCUUGGUUUUAAUUGCCCAUUGCAAUUUUAUACAUUCUUUUUCAUUUAUUCUACUAGUUAGUUAUUUUUCUUUACUAAUUUGGUUAGGCUGCUCCAUGUUAUAGCUACACUGUACCAUAACUUAGCAUGGAAUUGAUCUCUGACAAAUAGUAACCAUUGUCAUA